Molecule: messenger RNA, 1277 nt
Organism: Rhodamnia argentea
Lineage: Eukaryota; Viridiplantae; Streptophyta; Magnoliopsida; Myrtales; Myrtaceae
Product: eukaryotic translation initiation factor 3 subunit F
Exons: 6
Coding region: 110-991 (293 amino acids)
Biological process (GO): translational initiation
Cellular component (GO): eukaryotic translation initiation factor 3 complex, eIF3m
Molecular function (GO): metallopeptidase activity; translation initiation factor binding; translation initiation factor activity
Source: RefSeq, a predicted model, not a curated record
AGGAUUCUCUUCCUCUGCCUUUGCUCGCUCGUCAAGGAAGAAACCCUACACCGCCCGCCUGCGUUUUCUUCUGCUCUCUCGCCGCAACACAUCGGGAAGAUUGACAUCAAUGGCGGCGAGCGAGAACACGGUGUUGCAGUUCUCGUCCCCUUCGACGAGCCUGUCGGCGAAGGUCCACCCCCUGGUGAUAUUCAACGUCUGCGAUUGCUACGUCAGGCGGCCGGACCAGGCCGUGCGGGUCAUCGGCACUCUCCUCGGCUCGAUCUUGCCAGACGGGACCGUCGAUAUACGCAACUCCUACGCCGUCCCUCACAACGAGUUCUCCGGCCAGGUUGCGCUGGAUAUCGAUUAUCAUCAUAACAUGCUGAUAUCUCACCAAAAGGUGAAUCCAAAAGAAGUCAUUGUUGGAUGGUAUUCAACUGGCGAUGGUGUCACUGGUGGUAGUGCAUUGAUCCAUGAGUUCUAUUCUAGAGAAGUUUCGAACCCUGUCCACUUGACCGUUGAUACUGGAUUCAACAAUGGCCAGGCUUCGAUCAAAGCUUAUGUUUCUACUAAUUUGUCUCUUGGGGACCGACAGCUUGCUGCCCAGUUUCAAGAGAUUUCUUUGGAUCUGCGCAUGGUGGAAGCGGAGAGAGUUGGAUUUGAUAUCUUGAAGAAACAAUCAGUUGAUAAACUCCCAAGCGAUUUGGAGGGAAUGGAAGCCACAAUGGAACGUCUGCUAGCUUUAAUUGAUGAUGUGUAUAAAUAUGUCGACAAUGUUGUGGAAGGCCGCACCCCUGCUGAUAACAGCGUCGGAAGAUUCAUAGCAGAUUCAGUAGCUUCAAUUCCGAAAAUGUCACCGCUGGCUUUUGAUAAGCUUGUGAACGACAGUAUACAGGACCAGUUGCUAAUGCUUUACCUCUCGAGCAUCACGAGGACACAGCUCAGCUUAGCAGAAAAAUUGAACACGGCGGCACAGGUCCUGUAUAACCAAUUUCAGACCCACUCUUAAGCUGGAAUUAAUGCAGCUGAAUGGAAAUUCAUCCGGCCUAGUCUUGUUUGUCGGUGUAUGGCGACGGUUAGGAUGCUGGCCAUUGUUUGCUGAAGUGAUUGUAAAAUCUUUCCAAUAUUUGACUGAGAGGAGGUUUUGCUUCCUUGAUAGAGAGAACAAAGAUUUUCUAACUUAUCUGUAGUGGGAAUCGGUCAAGCAUCAGAGAAGUUUUGAGUGUCGAGAUUUCCUCCUAUCUAUGAAACAUGCAGCUUUUUGAGGAAUUACUAUGAAGUUAAAUUCUUUUCCC